Messenger RNA from Pyricularia oryzae 70-15, 2386 nucleotides. RefSeq lists its product as uncharacterized. The record is from RefSeq and is a predicted model, not a curated record. The transcript has a single exon. Gene Ontology annotation, molecular function: phospholipid binding. Gene Ontology annotation, cellular component: fungal-type vacuole membrane. The coding region runs from base 347 to 1906 and encodes 519 amino acids. NCBI's taxonomy places the organism in Eukaryota, Fungi, Ascomycota, Sordariomycetes, Magnaporthales, Pyriculariaceae. Gene Ontology annotation, biological process: vacuole fusion, non-autophagic.
CGAUCAUUUUUUAUGCUAACGUCAGUUUUCUCAAGUACCGAGUCGAUUACUGGCUGCGUGCUGAGCAGCGGCCUCUUUUUGUUUAUUUAUGCUUUCGGUCUGUGCAGUAGCUUAUGCACAAAGAGCAAGCGUUUUAUUGAUUUUGGCUGGAUAAAUGUUUCUUCGCUUCGAUAAACGCUGGUUGCACUGACCAAAAUUCCCGCCGUCACACUACGACAAGAUCCCCACUUCCCCAACUGCGAUUCGGAGUAAACAAUCCGCCCCCAGUGAAUCGAAUCACAACAGCACAAAGAGCCCUACGCUGGUUGGUGCUGGACCGGUCCAUCACUCAAAACCCAAGUCAGUCAUGGCUACAACCUCACAGCACCUGCCGUUGCGGCAGUCGCCAACGGCCACCACAGACGAUGGCCGCGUCCUGUCACCAUCCCAACUCCCACCCGUCCCGUCGUCUCCGGCCAUGAGCUAUGCCUCGACGGCCAACCCCCUCGCCGCAUAUCAGCUUCCGCCUCCGCCCCCGCCCCGCCAUCAGUCCCAUGCCACCAUGACAAAGGCCGAUCUCGAGGCUUCGCAGGUCGCCUACGCCGAUCUGAUCGCGUCCGCAAAAGCCUACAGACAAGCUCUGGCAGCUAUCGGCACCGCAGCCUCGGCCUUCGGCAGCGCCCUCGAGGCAUGUGCCCGGUUAAAAGAAGCUCGUGCCCCAGCCAUAUCACCAACCGCGAGCGGCGACGGCGGCGCCAACUCGAGUGGGAUGCCCCCGUCCAUGACCGCCUCAUUCAUAGCCCGCGCUCCCAACCAACUCUCGUCGUCUUGCACAGCCGACCAGCUCCUCGCCGCAGCCGGCCUGCAGCACCUGAUAGCGAACCACCACCAGAUCCUGGGCGAGACCAUAUACCGGUCCUUCGAGGUGCCGCUGCUCCAUGAGCUCGACAAGUGGCGCCACAGCGUCGAGGACGAGCAGGCGCGUUACACGGCCGCCGCCACGGCCCAGGGGCGCGAAAUCAGGCGGCUGGAGAAGGAAGGGGUCAAGAUGCACAAGACCCCGAAGCGUCGGGACGUCGCCCAGUUCCGCACACACCUCGUCGAGCUGACUGCAAAACUCGACGGCCUGACGACGCUGCACGCCGAUCACUCGCGUGCCCUGCUGCGCGACUGCCAGGACACCAGCGUCGGUGUCCUUGACGCCGCAUGCAGCAUCGCCCGCGCAGAGGUCGACAUCUUUGAGAGCCUCGCCCGCAAGGGCUGGACUGGCGGCGGGCUGGAGGACCUUUUGGAGCGUGGGACGGACCUGUUCGCCAGCGACGAGCCCAUCCCCAGCGCGGCGGACCUGCCCGUUCCCGCCGACUCCAGUAGGCUUUUCAGCAUCUUGCCGCCCAAAAGCAUACUUGCAGACUCGGCGAGUGAGACCACCCGGCCUGGCCAUCAUAGGGCUGAUAGCUUGUUGGUGGACCCGGACGAGACUCAUUACCAGAGUCUUGCGCGGGCGCUCUCGCCGACCAAGGGUGGGGCGGUUGGCAUCCGCAGCGGCGGCGGCGGCGUCGAUUCGGACAGUAUCUUCAACCAGCCUCGAGGCGCGAGGCCGUUCUCACCAGAGCCCAUACCAGUCGAUCCAGGCGAGCUGCCCAUGGGAGGCGGGAGCAGUGACCCCGGAGCAUCGGGGGACCACGAGGCUGAGACGAUUCGAACCGACUCAUCAUCUUCUCCAGUACAGCUCGAGGAGCCAACACCAAGGGCUUCCAGGAUGUUCAGGAUACUGCAUGACAAUUCCGAUAACGAUGACGCAGAUGAUGACAGUAGUGUGCACAAGAGCCCCUGGCGUGAUGAACGAUCACCAGCAGACAGUGCUUUCAAGAGGCCUCUGCCGCCGACGACUUUGCCUUCCCAUGGGUCUGAACAUGCUUGUGAUUAGGGUUAUGUCCUUUUUCUUGUUUUCUCUUAUACAGCUUUCUGUUCGUCGUUUGAUGAUGCUUUUUUUUCUGUACAACUACUAUCUUACAGUAUACCCCUUUAUUCUUACUUGGUUAGGUACUAGGGCUGCAGUGUGUUUUGCGGUACCACUAUUGACAAUACUCUUGCAGUCUCGUCAUAUUUUUGCUUGACCUAUUUAUGUAUAUCUCACUCCUUUGCUCAGGAUUGGGGGUCCUGCUACCUCUUGAGACCAACAGAUGGAAUUACCAUCAACAAGAGCUAACGGUAGGCUAGCCUGAUGUUUCCUGGUCACAUGUUUGCAGGUUUACCCCAUUGAGCAACAUGACCCAUUAUCGUUUUGGCGCAGUUACAAUACGUGCAGGUUCUUACGAUCAUGUUUUUAUGCACACGUUUUUAAUACACAGGAUAGUAAAUUCCGCUCAUGAGCUUGGACCAUGGUUCCGACAAAAUUAACCGCCAU